Molecule: messenger RNA, 1209 nt
Organism: Temnothorax curvispinosus
Lineage: Eukaryota; Metazoa; Arthropoda; Insecta; Hymenoptera; Formicidae
Exons: 1
Coding region: 1-1209 (402 amino acids)
Source: RefSeq, a predicted model, not a curated record
AUGUGGCCGCAUCUACGCGAUUUACCGUUAGCAGAUCCCGAUCCCUCUUGUAAUCGCCCGAUUCAUGUACUAAUCGGCGCGGAUUUAUAUGGGUCGUUGCUGCUUGACGGCCUCUGUCAAGACCCGGUCGGCACCCCGACGGGCCAGCUUACUGUUUUCGGAUGGAUCGUCUCCGGUCCUGCCGGCACCGCGCGCCCAGCCGAAGAGUUCGCUUUCGUUUUGAAUUGCGUAUCCUGCGAGGAUACGAAUUCCUUGAUCCAAAGUUUUUCGGAGGACGAAAGUAUCCCCUCUCAAAAUCCUCUCACCGAAGAGAAAGAACGUUGCGAAAAUCAUUUCGCUAGUACGCAUUCUCGCGAUUCUCAAGGACGUUACAUUGUUCGUUUGCCUUUCAAGAACGACCCCCCUCACAUAGGCGACACUUUUCGAAAGGCUUCUUUCUUGUACUCCAAAAUGGAGCGCCGCCUCUCGCAGAAACCCGAGAUCGCCGCUCAGUAUCACGAUUUCUUAAAGGAGUACGAAUCCAUGGGGCACAUGGAGGAGGUACACGACGACGAGCCCUCUCGAUACCCCCCGGUGUACAUUCCGCAUCAUUUCGUUUUACGCGAAUCGAGUACGACUACUAAGUUACGCGUCGUGUUUAACGCGUCGAGCAAAUCGGACGAUAAAACCACUCUCAAUGAUUUUCUAAUGGCGGGACCGAAGCUACAACAAGACAUCGCCGCAAUAAUUUUACGCUGGCGACUAUCCCGUUACGUAUACAUGGCGGACAUCGCGAAGAUGUUCCGUCAGAUAUGCAUGCAUCGGGACGACGCGGAUUUUCAACGAAUUCUUUGGCGCCCUCCCGAAAGUCUGUUGAUUCGACCUUAUCGCUUGCUCACCGUGACUUACGGCCAAAAGCCAUCGCCAUUUCUCGCGCAGCGCUGCCUUCUUCAAUUAGCUCGUGACGAAUGUAAAGAUUUUCCCGACGCGGUUUUUAUAAUUGAAGAAUCGACCUACGUCGAUGACGUUCUUUUCGGAGCAGACGACCUUCCGUCGCUGUUCGAAAAACGCAAGCAACUCGUCGGCAUAAUGAAUCGCGGAUGUUUUCCCUUCCGAAAAUGGGCCGCGAAUUCAGCCGAACUGUUGACGGAUAUCCCGGAGGACCAACGUGAAUCCUCGGACUAUCCGAUCAAUCGCGAUGACACGCUCAAGGUCCUCGGCCUGUCUUGA